Messenger RNA from Sparassis crispa, 432 nucleotides. RefSeq lists its product as hypothetical. Lineage: Eukaryota; Fungi; Basidiomycota; Agaricomycetes; Polyporales; Sparassidaceae. The record is from RefSeq and is a predicted model, not a curated record. Bases 1 to 432 code for a protein of 143 amino acids. The transcript has a single exon.
AUGCUCUAUCCGAUGGAAAGGAGCACGCUGAUGGCCGUUACGACAGCAGUCAGUACAGGUGAGCGGUCUGCCCAUACAGUCCAGGCAUCGCCACCGUCCCUCGCCAACCUUGCAUUCCGCACAGUUUCUGGGCUCAGGCGGGGCUUCCAUCUCGACAAUGGCAUGAAGAUAGUCAUCACGGUGGGGUAUCCAGUCCCUCAUGAAGUCAUUCUGGGUCUAUCGCGCAUGGUCAGACCGUCAGAUGGUCAUGGCGGGAGUGCCCACCUUUGUCUUCUGAGCUGCCGGAUCCAGCUGAAUCGGCACACCUAUGUGCCCAGGACGUCGCCAUCAUCCAAGUUAAACAAGGAGCCUGAAGCUGGAGCCUUCGAUGGACUUUUGGAAGGCGAUGGCAUGUUUGAACCCGUGGGCAUGGGCAAAGGUACGUCCACAUAG